GAAGGGGUUUGAGUUGAGUGGGCUCAGUCUAUCAGCAAAUGGAGUAGCAAAAGGGAGGGAGGGAGAUAGGAUCCUCAGACUCGUUUCUGCCUCUCCACCCAGGCUGCACCCCGGCCGGCCCAUAAUGAUCGCUGCGACUUGGUCCAGGAUUUCCAGUAAACGUGGCUGUCUAAUUCUCAGUCCUGGGCAGCAGGCCUUAUAGCAUGAGUCAACUCUGAGUGAGCUUUGCUGCUGGCAGAUGACCCUUCAGGAAGCAUGGCUGCUCCAAAUAAGUUCUAUGAGGAGAUCACUGACCAGCACCUGAGGGACUGGCAGUAUAUUAGCCGGGGAGCCUUUGGGACCAUCUACCGAGCUCGACACGAAGACUGGAGGAUCGAUGUUGCCGUUAAGGUUCUCAACAGCAAUACAUCGUUCACCCGGGAGGAGCUCCUGAAAGAAGCCCGGGCCAUGGAAGAGGCGCGUUUUACCUACGUCCUGCGUCUCUUUGGCCUCUUUGCGGGCAGAGUGGAAGUGGACACGAAGCUGGCAGGCUUCGGCAGUGCUGCUGGUUUGAAUCUGGGCCUCGUGAUGGAGUUCAUGGAGAACGGCACCCUGUCCGCCUUGAGGUACCGGGUCCCUUUUGUGCCUUGGGCCCUGAGAAUCCGCAUCCUGCACCAAGUAGCCCUGGGGAUGAAUUUCCUCCACAGCCUCAAACCUCCUCUGUUACACCUGGACCUCAAGCCAAGCAACGUUCUACUGGAUGAGGAGCUCCACGUCCGGGUGGCUGAUUUUGGGCUCUCCAAGUUCAAGCGAGGGACCACUCGGAACGCCAGCAUCAAAUCCAGGGAAGAAGACGAGUAUGGCGGGACUCUGGAGUUCAUGCCCCCUGAGGCUUUCACCAAUGUGAACUACAAGCCGACCCCAGGCACAGACGUCUACAGCUAUGGGAUUCUCAUGUGGUCGUUGCUCACUGGCGAAGACCCUUACGCACAUGUGCCCCCUGGAAAUAUGAGUUCCAUCAUCAAGUCACUGAUCCCCCAAGGCCAAAGGCCCAGUACUGAGGAGCUGGAGAAGAUGACCAAUGAAGUGUUGAAACUAGAAGACUUGAUCAGGCUGAUGAAACUCUGCUGGCAUCACAACCAAGACCAAAGGCCGUCCUUCCGAGAGUGUAGCCAAAACACAGAGGAUGCGUUUUCCCAGCACAAACCUCACAUUCUGGCCGCUGUGCGCAAAGUCCAGGAUUGCUUGAUGGAGAGCUCUUCUUCAAAUGAAACCAGGGUCAACUCAGAUACGAUAUCGAGAAGAGCCAAUUCUGCCCGUCGGGUAUCAGAGCCCUUGGAAUACGAGGUCCCGCUAACCUCUUCCUAUGGAUUCGAGGAGCAUCUUGAGACUUUAAGACUGGAAGAUUUUCCACACAGACAAAAUGAGGCUGUACCCAUGGGAGCCUUUUCCAAAAUAAACCGAGAAGGGAAAUCUGGGCUUCACCGUAGUCAAAGUGCGCGGAUCAGGAAAGACCCGAGCUAUGAAUCGCCUCCUCACGAAGGGGUGAAGAUCCGAAACUGGCCCAGGCGUACAGAACCCAAGCAACGCCCCCUUUCAGACUCUUUUGCCAUCCCAUCAUAUCCACAAUACCCGCCUGGAUUCCGGCCUCAACCUCAGUCAUUCUAUCCACCCCAGCAAGAUGUACUCCAGGACCACACACUCUUGCCACACUUUAAUUCUCCUAGAGCUCCACAGGAAUAUGGUGGAAUCACUAUCAGAGGCCAUGGUAUCUCAGGAAUCCAAAUUGGAACCCAUAACACCCUGGUCCUGGAACAGGUUCACGAGAGCAAACCCAGGAAUGAGCAUUAAUCGAUGCUUGCCGAGUGUGGGAAGUUUCUUAUGGACAACUCAGUUUCCUCUGCUUCAGGGGUCAAGUGCGCAUUCCAAGCAUAAGCGUGAUCUUUCUUCUCUACGCAAUUCUCAUCAGGACGCAAGAACUCCCUUUGCCGCAAGGCCCAUACACACCCUAAUUGCCUAAUCCAGAAGCGGCACUGCUUUUGGACUUGGUAGCAUAAACCCAAUCUGGGAUGAAUGAAUGAAUGAAUCUUUAUUUGCCACAGCCAUCGGCCAUAGCAAUAAAACAACAAUGCAAUAUACAAAGAAUAGAAAUAAAAGUCAAUUAUAUACAGCAAAAUACAUUUUGGGAUUUUGAAUCAAUAUUCAGAUGGUGGAUCUUAUUCUGACUGCCCCAGCUAAAAGCCUUGCAACCUUUGCUGUCACCUGCUCAUCUUGAUCUGCCAAGAGAAAGGACACUGUGGCAGUGGUUGGGCGACCCGGAAUGGACAAUAAAAGAGGGGUGAUAAUCUCAUUCCUCAAGUCUUUUCAUAAAGAGUGCAAGCCAGAAGGGCACGUGUCACUGAUUUGGGACUGCUAAAAGACACCUGAAGAGAGUUUACUGCAAAUAUAGGUGUGGCGUUAGCCUUACGCGGCUAGUGCUGAGAAUGAAAGAGUUAAUUGUUUAACCAAUAGGAACCCAGGGGGGCGGAGCCAGUUAGGCUAUAAAACAGGCACCCCCAAACUGCGGCCAUCCAGAUGUUUUGGCCUACAACUCCCAUGAUCCCUAGCUAACAGGACCAGUGGUCAGGGAUGAUGGGAAUUGUAGUCCAAAACAUCUGGAGGGCCGAAGUUUGGGGAUGCCUGCUAUAAAACAAGCCCUGAGGGGGAGUUCAGUUAGUUUAGUAGUUAGUUCAGUUGAGAGUUCAGUUGGGGAGUUGAGCUGAGGGGUUGAGUUGAGUCUCUGGGUUGGUUAGUUUGUGUGAGAUAAAACAAAUCUGAGUCAGAAACAGUUAGCAUCUGAGAGGAACAGCAGAUAACCUCGGAGUUUUAAGUGGAAACUGGGAGGAGGUAGAUUUGAAUUGUGAACAAGAGUGAGAAAAUUAUAGGAAGGUAUAGGAACCAAGUUAAGAUAUUGUAUAUUGUCUGAGCACCAUUUAAGAAACCAUACGCUUGUUCUCUGUACAAAAUAUACUGAAGUUUAUGUUCACUUUCAAACUCUGACUGGACUCGGUGAUUACCAGGAAGUGCAGCAGGAAAACAGUAGAUCCAUCAACCGUAAAAGAUCCGGGGACGCUGUGUGAUUGCCACAAUAGGAAUUCUAAAUCUCCCCCAUUAUUGACUGCAUAUCUCUCCCUCAGACAGAAGUAUAAACUUCUGAUAAAAUGAAGAAAAAAAACCAGAAAGCAGAAAAAUGCUCGGCACAUCUUAAGAAAGGCCUCGUGCGAUAAGGACGCUUCUCUCUUCUGCCAUACUAUAACAGGCCUCUUGGAGAAUGAUCGCAACGUGCCAGUCUGUACAAUUGAACCCAAUCGGGAAGUUUGAUGCUAAACCUCAUCUCACCAAAACAGUCUCGCUGGGUCAUCACCCCCAUUCACUCAGCGUCAUGCCUGGUAUGUGGCAGUGCUCAGGGACGGAGGUUUUUGGGAGUCAGGUACCCAAAAAACGCAGGCGCAAGAAUAAAACGGAAAUUGCUGUAUUAUUCCAAUGCAUGUGGAUUCUGGAGGGCAAGCUUAUAAAUUGGAGUCUUACGUUAAGGGGCAGAGAUACAGCAAGAAUUAAGGCGGACGCUCGUAGGAGUGGUGCCCCUGUUAUUUCUUCCUACUCAGCUCUACCCUGCCUCCUGCGGCGGGCCGAGAAUCACAAGAGCAGGCACGGAAAAACCACGAAGCCAGCUAAUGUCUCCAUAUUUCAUCUUUCUUCUUUGGUGAUCACUCAUAGCCGAGUAAGAUUGUCUUCCAUAAACACUGUUUUAAAAGUGAGUCCGUAAGUGACUGUGGAGGCCAAUCCUGGAUCCACACCUCCUUCCACAGUGGGGAACAUAGGUUUGAUCAUGGUGAGAGUUUGCCAAGCGUGCCUUCCUCUUGGUCUGUUUCUCCCUUUCGUCCUGAGAUCGAGUGUCUUCAAAACCUUUGGUAAAGGCUGUUCUCCAAUUGGAAUGCUCGCAGGCCAGUGUUUCCCAGUUGUCAGUUUUUAUACUACAUUUAUUUCAUACAUUGUGAUAUACAGUGGUACCUCUACUGACGAAUAACUCUACUUACGAAUGUUUCUACUUACGAAUGGAGCUCCGUCCGCUAUCUUGGAUGCAGUUUAGAUAGGAUUUUUUCUACUUACAAAUUUUUAGAUAGGGUUGCUUCUACUUACAAAUUUUUUGUCCCAAUGCAUUCCUAUGGGAUUCGACUUACAAUUUUUUUCGAUUUACAAAUGUGCAUUCGGAACGCAUUAAAUUCGUAAGUAGAGGUACCACUGUAUCAGUAUAUCGCGAUGUGUCCUGUUCCCCCCGGUGAUAUAUCAAAAUGUUGAAAAUCAAAUAAUACCUAGCCCUAGUGGGUGGGUGUUUUCAUCAGAUGCCACUCCUCACCCAGUGUCCUGGGACAUAUCAGGAACAGACAGCCAAGUCGCUGUAGCAUCUUGGGUGGUGUCUGAUUAACGAUACUCUUCCAGGAAAAGUUUUUGCCGGAUGGCUAAGAAACACCUUAAGUCAGGGGGAAUGAAGUUUUUAUAGCCUGAGGGACUGCAUUCCCUUUUUGGGGACCAAAUGCCAACCAUGGGUGCAGCCAGGAGUGAAAAUGAGUACAGCAACCAAUGCAGAUUUUGCCUUUGUACGUUAGGCUUGCUUGACAUCCAUGCACCCACACACCUCUACCCUCCACCAAGGCAAGAAAGACACAUGAGCAGAAUUCGAGGGCAUGUUCCAGCCAGCCAGAAUCAUUCCAUGAAGGCAGGGGCGUAGCAAGGCGCCGCGACACCCGGGGCGGCAAAUUGCCAUGGCUCCCCGGGGGGGCGUCGCCGCUAUGUAACGACGCAUGAGUCGCUAUGUAGAGGGGGAUCGCACCCCCCCCGAAUUCAAAUCGGAGCCUAGACGCUCGGUUAGGCUCCAUUUUGAAGUCGUGGGGGGGUGCGAUCCCUGCAUGUUAGGUAGAGGGGGAUCGCCCCCCGCAACUUCUUAACGGAGCGUCCAGGCUCAGGCGCCGAUCACGGGGUGGGGGCGCAGCUCCGAGUGCCACCCCCCUCCAGCAGGCACCCUCGCAGCGCCCAAUCGCUCGGCCGGAGUGCCUGCAGUUUUUGUGUUGUUGUCCCCCCGCCCGAGGCUGUUGUGUAGGGCGGAGGCAUGGCCCCAAGUGACACCCCCUCCAGAGCGGUGCCCGGGGCGGACCGCCCCCCGCUUGCUCUGCCCCUGCGUGAAGGUGCAAUGCAGGGCGAGUGAGGGGAGUGGUGAGAUUCAGCCACACACCAGCAAAUUCAGGUUGCAGUGUUACAGUCACUAGGGAGCCAUUGUGCCACAGUCCUGAUUCUCCAGAAAUCAGACAUUUUUUUUGCAGAAAAGAAAGUGAUGGGGAAAAGUGUGGAAUAGCCACUCAUUUAUCGUAGGUGUUUUAUUACUUUUCCAGUUUCUUGCAAUUAAGAUCCUGGCUGCUACUGUCAUGUACAUAAAAGGGGGUCUAAUUUCUUUUUUUAUUUCUGGUGGCAUUAUACAUAGGAGGAAGGUUUCAGGUUUUUUCUUAAAUAAAAAUUCAUUGUAGAUGUUAUUCCAGGCAGGUCCAAAUGAUAGAAUAUCUGCAGUUGGCUAUGAUGACAGGGGGAGUCAGAGGUUAUCCAAAACAGAAAAUACAGAAAGAAUGGAAAAUCUUUAAAGAAUAUCUGGGAAACUAUUGAAACAAUAAACAUCUCCUGGCAGAACUAGAACGAUUCUUGUAAAAUAAGAAAUAUGUUUUUGGUAUCUGAUGAAAACAAAGUAAUACAGUAAUCUGGAAAUGUGUGUGGAAAAAAUAAUAGAAAUAAUAAUACAAUGAGUCUAAUCAGAAGUCAAAUGUGUUUAUUUUUCUUUCUUCUAAUUCUGUGUUUAAAUCCCCCCCCCAUUUCUUCUUUUUCUUUCUACCUUCUUUUUUUUGUUCCUUUUCUUUUUGAUCUGCUAAGAAAGAGAUGAAGAGAUAAAAGUUAAAUAUGAAAAUUUGAGCAAGUUAAAGUGAUGUUCUGUAAUUUUUCAACUACUGUUAAAGAUGGCCAAUUGUAAUGAACUGAUGUAGUAGUUAUUGUUUAUUAUUAUUAUUAUUGAAUCUUGAAUAAAGUAUUAAAAGGGGGGGAGCAUGGAGUAGCAACGGCUUGAUGCAAUGUUGUGUAACCUCCCAGCAAACAAUGAAUGGAAUGAAUGCUUAAUAAGCAGCCAACGUUGUCUGAAAUCCCUGAAAACUUUGCGCUCAUUAAAACGGGUUGUCUGGAAGCGGCAGUUAUUUCCUGUGAUUUCGCCACUUGAAAUAUCAGGAAAGGAUGUUUAGUCGUGAAUGCAAGUGUGCGAUGCUCCAUUUUUGGUGCUCCUGGUUGGUGCUCCAUUUUGCUGCUUGAAAUGCCAAGCUGGAGCAUCUCCCUGUCAUCAGAGUUCCUCUGUUUUGAAAUGGCAGCUGGGGUCCUUUGUCCUCUUUGUAAAUAUUUUGUCUCUACAAAUCUGCAGAGAGAAGCACAUUCUCCCCAGAAAGCCACGGGUGGCACUAACGCCUUGUUGCUGGCAUCCGUCUGUACCGUGAGACACAUGGCAACCAUUGUUUUUGUUCCUUUGC
Messenger RNA from Zootoca vivipara (common lizard), 6569 nucleotides. Lineage: Eukaryota; Metazoa; Chordata; Lepidosauria; Squamata; Lacertidae. The record is from RefSeq and is a predicted model, not a curated record.